UUCCGCGGACAUCCCAAUUGCCGCAUUCAUAAGUGGCCAACAGCCCACGCGUUGAUCGGAGGACUGUGGGAUAUCACUCCUGAUCUUUACUUGCGAAUUUGCUCUGCUUGUCUAUAUCCAGGCGAAAACUUGUGUCUGAUCGCAGUGAAAUUCGAAUAUUGCGCUAUCUGAGACUUGCGCGGGGUUUGGCACAAUGCGAGAUGCAUCAAACGACAAAGGGUCGUUGGCACCUUUGCUGAUGGCCAUGCAUGCAGACUCUCAGGUGCAUCUCAUUAUCGGCGCAAGUCCACUUGCUGCCGCUCGUUGCAUUAAGAGUCUGGAAGCUGGCGCAAAGCCAAUCAUCAUUGCACCGGAUACGGGGGAUCUGCAGUAUACCCUGGCUGAGCGCAUAGAAAAUGGCUCAGCCCAGUGGAUUCGCAGAGAGUUCCAAGACACCGACCUGACGAGCUUGGGGAGGGAAGAAGUCGACCAUGUUGUGGACACGGUCUUUGUCACUCUGGGCGGGGCUCACCCUCUGAGUUCUCAUAUAUCCAAGCUCUGCCAACGACUAAGAAUUCCUGUCAAUGUGUCGGAUGCUCCGAACCUUUGCACUUUCAGUCUUCUCUCAACCUACUCGGAUGGCCCUCUGCACGUGGGAAUCACCACCUCUGGACGUGGCUGCAAGCUUGCUUCUCGGCUAAGAAGGGAAAUUGCAUCGACGCUACCCCCAAAUCUUGGAACCGCCAUCGACCGACUAGGGUCAGUGCGGAGACGUCUUUGGGAGGAGGACUAUGCGGCAGGCCUAUGCGAAGCCUCGCUGGACGCCGACGAGGACGACUCAACGGGCCAGAAGCACACUUUCAACAAUCUAGUGACCGAAGACGAUGUCUCUGCUGCCAAAACCCGGCGUAUUCGUUGGCUGUCCCAGAUUUGCGAGUAUUGGCCGCUGCGCAAACUUGCUGCCAUUAACGACUCCGACAUCGAUAAUAUCCUCCAGGCCUACUCGUCCAGCAAAGAUAGCCCCGAGGAUGUCAAUGGGGUCGAAGAUGUGCAAAGACAGGGCAAAAUUGUGCUGGCUGGUUCUGGACCAGGACAUCCGGAUCUCCUCACCCGAGCAACAUACAAUGCCAUUCAAACUGCCGACCUCAUCCUUUCAGAUAAGCUUGUACCGGCGCCGGUGCUGGAAUUGAUUCCUCGGAGGACCGAGGUCCAUAUUGCACGCAAAUUCCCCGGCAACGCAGACCAAGCACAAGAAGAAUUCUUGCGAAUGGGUCUCGAUGCUUUACGUCGUGGAAGACACGUUCUUCGUCUAAAGCAGGGCGAUCCUUAUCUCUAUGGCCGAGGAGGAGAAGAGUUUGAGUUUUUCCGAAACGAGGGCUACACGCCUCUUGUCUUGCCAGGAAUCACCAGUGCGCUGAGCGCUCCGUUGUUUGCUGAAAUCCCGGCAACCCACCGCGGCGUAUCCGACCAGGUGUUGAUCUGCACCGGAACAGGCAGAAAGGGAGCGGCCCCCAACCCCCCUACAUAUGUGCCGACCCAAACAGUGGUCUUUCUAAUGGCACUGCAUCGGUUGUCGGCACUGGUGGAAUCUUUGACGGCCCCGCCCGAAGACGUCUCGCAGUCCCGAACGCUGUGGCCCAAGAACACACCUUGUGCCAUCAUCGAACGGGCGUCGUGCACAGAUCAGCGGGUGAUCCGUUCUACCUUGGAACAUGUCUGCCUGGCCUUUGAAGCCGAAGGGUCUCGUCCUCCCGGUCUGCUGGUGGUUGGGGCCAGCUGCCAUAUCCUACAUCAACCUAAGGAUCAAAAGUGGAUCGUAGAAGAGGGAUUUAAGGGACUCGAUGAGCUGCGACAUAUUCCUGAGGUCGCUACGAUAGCAGAGAAGGAGUAGAGAGUGGUGGUGACUCUAGGAGGCUGCAAUGUUGUGAUAUAUAUGUGAUGACGGUGGACAAGGAGGUUUUUUACAGCAAGGAAUAGGAAAAAGAGAUACCCAUAUAGAUAGAGCAUUGACGAAUGAUCAUGAAUGAUUAAGAUUUUGAAACGUUUCCAAUAAUUCUUUUGAGCAAAACGUUACGAGGUCUAGAACCAGGCUUGUGUACAUAUAGUUAUGCCAAACCCAGCA
Aspergillus melleus is the source of this 2101-nucleotide messenger RNA. RefSeq names its product putative siroheme synthase (gene MET1). The record is from RefSeq and is a predicted model, not a curated record. The coding region runs from base 194 to 1870 and encodes 558 amino acids. Gene Ontology annotation, biological process: siroheme biosynthetic process; sulfate assimilation. The transcript has 2 exons. NCBI's taxonomy places the organism in Eukaryota, Fungi, Ascomycota, Eurotiomycetes, Eurotiales, Aspergillaceae. Gene Ontology annotation, molecular function: uroporphyrin-III C-methyltransferase activity.